CAGUGCCGCGCGCCUGGGUACACCUGGACUUCAAAUACCUCCUCCACCAGCUCCACCCCCGUGGCGUCUAGCUGUUCGUUGAGGUUUCUCGCACAGUCGCAGGGAAGCUCAGGUGAGUCGAUAAACGCCUCUCGUUUUUUUCGCCCGAGCUGCCUCAUACUCCUCCUGGGACUCUCCUGGGAAUCUCCUGCGACACCCCCCCCCGUGUUUGACAUCUCGAAAGCCCUGCUGUGGCCCGCACUCAAACGGAGGUCAUCAUCGGUGCCUGCCAUCACCGUCAAUCAUCAUGCGGCUGCUGCUGCUGUGUCUUUCGUGCGCCGUCUCCACGUCUCUCUUCGUCGGAUGCAGUGGCCAAGCAGUCAACGGCAGCAUCACGCUGUCCGCUCCCAGUCUGGUGAAACUGGGCCUGUUCCAGACCGGCCAGAACAACUUGACGUUCGGCGAGGCGAACGAAUGGUGUCAGCGUUACGGGGAACAGAAGAACGUCAGCGUGAACCUGGCCACUAUGGAGCAGCUCAACGCCUCCAUCCGCGCCGGCUUCCAGACCUGCCAGUACGGCUGGGUCGCCAGCACGCAGUUGGCUAUGCCGCGGAAUACGUCCAGCGACAAGUGUGGCAAUGGGGGCGUGGGAGCCAUCACCAAGGGCCCCUGCUUCUCCAACAGCGUAUUCUGCAAACCCAACUUUGUCGUGCAAAAGGGCGUUUUCCUGCACAUCACCAAAAAAGCCAUCUUUUACAAGAACGUGAGUCAAGUGUGCCUUUCUGUGUUGGCGGGCAGCGUGCCAGCAACGUUUGCUCAGGUUCAGGACGCCCUCCUCGUCGAACAUCAUUGCUGGGAAGGCUGGAUCGAUGAAGGAAAAAGGAAUGGAUUUAGGUGGAAUGCGUCACACGCGUACUGCUACCCGCAAAUUAUCGCACCAAUCUCAAAUUAUCUUCCCAACGUCAUUUGCUACAACGAAGGACUGAAGUACGGCAUUUACCAGGAGCUGCUGGAUUCGUCGGUGCCCAACAACGAGGCGCAAAAUAGUUGCGCCAAGUGGGGCGCCAGCCUUGCCAACGAGGGCCACGUGGAGGGAGCUCGGGAGCUUGGGUUCACGACCACCAUAGACGGAUGGAUUGCCGGGGCGAAAGUGGUCACAGUGGAUUUUGUGAACGGAACCAACGUGACCGCGAUCGUCCAGGCGCCGUGCAUCAACAACGCCAGCCUCGAGGCCACGGCCUUCUGCCAUAGUUGGAACAUUUCCAACACGGAGGGACCUCCAGACAAAACGUGGGUAAAGAUCGUUAUGGGGAGCAUUCUGGCGACCAUCUUCGUAAUCAUGCUGGCAAGCACGUUCUGCAACAAGGGAUUCUGCAAAAAGCCCGAGCCCACCACCGUGUACGACCCCGACAAUUCGUACCCGCAGCUGCGCGAUACCAAGCUGCCCGUCGACAACAAGGUGAAGCUGCUUCACCACGACCUGCGCCCGUACUGCAUCGGCGACCUGCCGCCCCCUCCCGCCGGCCAUUCCUCGGUCAUCCGGUCCCAACUCAACAGUCAGCGGCAGCGGCCGCAGCCGCCGGCCGGCAUGUACGACAACAUCGCCUACGAGGACUGAAGCUGCAACGGCACCCCCCAGACUAACGCUCGCGUGCACACCGUUGCUGCACAGGGACGGCUGCCAAUUCGGGGGGGGGGGGUCAUCCUUGGCCUGGUGGUAGCAGGACGUUGGAAUAGUUGAGAUUUCACGUAAAGCAAGUUCCCUAUAAAUGGUAAAUGCGUACCAUUAUCCUUGCACCUAAACUAUUUUUUUUUUAUUUUACCAGGUAAGGCCCACUGAGCUAUGUAGCGCUUUUCCAGAAGCGACCUUGGCCACAAAUGAUAGCUCAACGAAGUGGUUUGUCACGUGGACAUUUAUAGC
Molecule: messenger RNA, 1900 nt
Organism: Petromyzon marinus (sea lamprey)
Lineage: Eukaryota; Metazoa; Chordata; Hyperoartia; Petromyzontiformes; Petromyzontidae
Biological process (GO): cell adhesion
Cellular component (GO): plasma membrane
Molecular function (GO): hyaluronic acid binding; transmembrane signaling receptor activity
Source: RefSeq, a predicted model, not a curated record